AUGAACAGCAUAAUAUGGGCACAUGGACCCUUGUUUUGGAGAGCAGCACAACAGCUGCACAAAAACCCUCCGCCAUGAUGCUGCGCUGCUUCCCGUAGCUGCACAGCCGACACGACCAAAUGAAUUAACGCCGAAGUGAGACACAGCUGACUUCAGGAGUUGUUAUGCUAUUUAAGUGGUCUAGGGAUGCCCAAAGAGAAAUAUGACCCGCCUGAUUCCAGGCGGAUGUACACUAUCAUGUCCAGUGAGGAGGCAAACAGUGGGAAAAAAUCCAUCUGGGAUGGGCUUGAAAUAAUUGGUAAUGUUCGGAGUCUCAGCUCGGGCCUUUGGUCGCUCACGCACCUCACUGCUCUGCACCUCAGUGACAACUCUCUGUCACGCAUCCCACCUGAAAUUGCCAAGCUGCACAACCUUGUGUUCUUGGACCUGUCGUCCAAUAAGAUCAGGAGCCUGCCAGCAGAGCUUGGCAACAUGGUGUCUCUCAGGGAACUGCUUUUAAAUAACAACCAGUUGCGGGUUCUGCCAUUCGAAUUGGGGAAAUUGUUUCAGUUACAAACACUGGGGUUGAAAGGCAAUCCACUCACUCAAGAAAUUAUGAGCCUCUACCAGGAGCCAGAUGGUACCCGGCGACUGCUGAACUACCUUUUGGACAAUCUUGCUGGUGCUAUCAAGCGCAUCCCAACAGAGCCACCUCCGUCCAGGUCCUGGAUUGUGCUGCAGGAGCCUGAAAGGACAAGACCAACAGCCCUGUUAACUGUAAUGUGCUACAACGUGCUGUGUGAUAAGUAUGCCACACGCCAGCUCUACGGCUACUGCCCAUCCUGGGCCCUUAACUGGAGCUACAGGAAAAAGUCCAUUAUGCAGGAGAUCCUCAGCUGCAAUGCAGAUAUUAUUAGCUUACAGGAAGUGGAGACAGAGCAGUAUUACAACUACUUCCUUGUGGAGCUGAGUAAACAGGGAUACGAUGGAUUCUUCAGCCCAAAAUCCCGGGCCAGAACCAUGUCUGAAUCAGACAGGAAACAUGUGGAUGGAUGUGCAAUAUUCUACAAGACUGAAAAGUUCAGCAUGGUGCAGAAACACACAGUAGAGUUUAACCAGCUGGCUAUGGCCAAUUCAGAGGGUUCAGAAGUGAUGCUGAAUCGGGUCAUGACCAAGGACAACAUUGGGGUGGCUGUGUUGCUGGAGCUAAAGAAUGAGUUAAUGGAGUUGUCAUGUAAGUCUAUCCAUGGUAUGGAGAAACAGCUCCUACUAGUGGCUAAUGCUCACAUGCACUGGGACCCAGAAUAUUCUGACGUGAAGCUGGUGCAGACCAUGAUGUUCCUGUCAGAGGUGAAGAAUAUCAUAGACAAAGCCUCCCGCAGUCUGAAGCUUUCCUCUGUGUCUGGAGAAACCAACAGCAUCCCUUUAGUGCUUUGUGCCGACCUCAACUCACUUCCUGACUCGGGUGUAGUGGAGUACCUGAGCACAGGUGGGGUGGACUGCACACACAAAGACUUCAAGGAGCUGCUCUACAGUGACAGCCUAACCAACUUCAACUGCAAUGGCAAAAACGGCACAUCUAAUGGGAGGAUCACACAUGGUUUCAGGCUGAAGAGUGCCUACGAGAAUGUGCUCAUGCCUUACACCAAUUACACUUUUGACUUCAAGGGUGUCAUUGACUACAUCUUCUACUCCAGACCACAACUGAACGUGCUGGGCGUCCUCGGGCCUUUGGAUACAAACUGGCUCCUGGAGAACAAUAUCAGUGGUUGCCCACACCCUCACAUCCCCUCAGAUCACUUCUCCCUGUUUGCACAACUGGAGUUGGUCCUGCCUUAUCCUCCCCUUCUCAAUGGAGUCCACUUAGCUGGACACAGGUAGUGAGCCCUCCUGGCCACUGGUGGCGCUGCAGAGUCAGUUCGUAUAAAUUUUUCUGAAAACGAUAAAACCUCUAAGCAAUUUAAUAUAUGUAUUGCUUAAUAUAUAUAUAAUCAUUUUUUUCCCUUCUAUCUUUAUUAAUUUUUAGGGUCCAACAUGUUCCUUUUUGUCAGGGAGUUUUUUUCUAUUUGUUAUGCUGUAGAUUUUAUUUUUGUUGAAUCAUUCCCUGCCAUAGGCUGAUGUAUUAUCAUACUUUUUUUUUUUUUUUUUUUUUUUUUUUUUUUUUUUUUUUUUUGUUGGGCAUAGCUUGUGUGCAUGAAGAGUCCAAACUGUAAGAGGAGGGCAACUCACUUGGUCACGCACUCAAAGAAAUGACAGACAGUUUUAAUUCUUUAUAGUCAGACCUUAAUACUAAAAACCAGCCAUUGCUGCAAAUUCUGAUCCAGCAAAUAAGCAUCAAUUUGAACAUGUUCACUCGGACUUGUACAUGAAUUUAAUUUCACACACACUUACAUAACUCAACUUUGGAUGUGUGACCAAAGUGUUUUACACGCCAAACGUAUUACGUAAAAUCAGUCUCCGAGAGCUUUUCCACUUGUGCGGUGCUGAAACUCGCUUUACAUCGGUGCUUCAUCUCCUGAUGUUUUAAUUCUCCCAUCAAUGGUGCAAUAUUCAGAACGUUUCAAACGUUCUAAGCGAGGGCACUGUUACAGAAUGUUUUUAAACGAGCUUCGACAAACAUUAAAAAAAGCACUUAUUUGUCUCCUCCCUCAGGUGGGAGUUGGAAAUGUGCGAGCUUAAUCGUGCUAAAUGUAAACCAAAUUAUUUUAAAUGUCUCGAUUCAGCGGCACUGCUUUUUGCACACUAUUGUUUUAACCCGCUCUAUGGCAGGCUCUCUUUGUUUCUUUGUACGACAGGCUAUGUGAAUAAUUUAAACUGCGCUUGAUCUCACUGUGGUUCUAAACGGGAGGUUUUUAUUAGAAAGGGAGGUUUUAUAUGAGAAGACUAACCAGGGAGUCUUUUAACCAGCGAUUUCUCACUGUAUCGGAUUGAAAAGGAUUUCCCAUACCUUUUCAUCCUCUCAUUACACACGUACACACAUCCUGGAAAGAUCUGUAGCACUGUUCUUAAGGCUAGUAAUGUUCUGACCACCUUCUAUAUUGUAUCCUCCCAGGUCUUUGUAUAAAAUGUAAUCAAAUAUCUGUAAAUUGACAGAUUUAGGCUUGACCUGAUUGUAUAUGAGCCACAUGCAAGAAUACCUUUUUUAAAAAAAUGUUUUCUUUUUGUACUAAGAAUAAAUUAUGAUCCAAAUUCAGAAAAUUUAAGAUUGUAUCGUAAGCUACAUUUUUAUCAAAACUAAUCAAAUCUUACCAGCUUGUAUAAAAGACAAAGAGGUUGUUCCUGGUUCUCGCUGCCAUACUUUUGCACUCAUCGCUCAUUUUGCACUCUUUUUUUACUAUAGUAAUUUAUUUCUUUUGUAAAUUUCAGAAUACGUGCUUUUCUUGUCCAUCCAAUCAUUCAUCUCAAGCUAUUUUCCAGCGCGUCUCGCUGUCGUAUACGUAAAGGGAGGGGAAUCGCGAAGCUCCGUAACAUGCCAUCUGUCUAUAUGAAGUCAAAUCAUUAACACUCCUGCCAUUCCUAUAUAUUGUGGAGAGAAAAAAAGAUGGAAAUUCAGUAGUUUCUUAUUAGAUUGCAUUGUGCAUCUUCAUCUUUAAGCUCGAAGAGUCUUAAGAAAUCAGGUAUUAAGAAUGUUCUCUGCAUUUUAUUCCAAAUUUUUAAACAUUUAUAAUUUUUGCACUACAACACCAAACAGUCCAGACUGUGUACAAUCCGAUAUACUUUAAUUUUUGAUAUUCAUAUUAUAUGGCCAUAAUCUUCCAUGUGUAGUGCCAGUUUGAUGUGUUCUUCUGAAGCCAAUUGUAAAUUGAUCUCCAUAACCUUUAGUUCAGAGCCUUUGGACCAAAUUACAUCUCUGAGGCUUGUAAAUGAUGUCUGGCAGUGGUCUGUUAGUAGUUAGGUGUUUAGCACUUAAUGCAUUUUGGUUGAGUAAACUGAUGUCAGCAUGACCAUCACACGUUCGACAUGUCACAAAUCGGUUUCUAUCAACUAUGCAGCAGUAUCGCUUUUAUGUCUUGCUUUGUUUUUAGCAGUAAGAACCAGAGCAGUCUUUUGUUAUUCGGGGCCUCUUCACUAUUUUCUUCUGCGUUUUCUUUUGUCUUAAGUGACUAUGAAUUGUUAAUGGUAUUCUAGUUGAAAUGAGAUUAGUUUUUGUAAAGUGUGAAUAAAAUGUGUAUUGGAUAUUUCCUUUCUACAAAACAAACAAACUGUGUUUUGUGUGUGUGUAUAUAAUGAAUUCUCCAGCAUUAUUGGUGAUUCUGUUUUUGGGUUAACGAUCCGUUUCACAAUUAUUUGUCCUAUAACAUAUUUGCUUCUCUGACUGAAUGGUAGAAAGAUGUGAAGUUGGUGGCCACAGACUGAUAAUGUUAAAGCGUUCCUUUUGUUAGUAGACUAGUUUGUGAUGUUUCAUGUCGUGAUGGAGAGCUGUUUGAUACCAGGUGUUGGAGAUGGUGGUGUCUUGCUUAAAUUGAGCCGUAUGGUGAAGUAUAUGACUUGAUACCAGUGCUCAGUGAUAAGUGCUCGAAAAAGAAAUAUUGGAAAUGGAAACUAAAUUCAGAGACCUUUGUAUUUAAAGGAGAAGUCCACUUCCAGAACAAUAAUUUACGAAUAAUGUACUCACCCCUUGUCAUCCAAGAUGUUUGUGACUUUCUUUCUUUCUUCAAUUGUAAAUAAAUAGUUUUUUGAGUUAACAUUUCAGGAUUUUUCUUCAUAUAAUGGAAUGCUAUGGUCCCCCGAGUUCGAACUUCCAAAAUGCAGUUUAAAUGCGUCUUCAAACGAUCCCAAAUGCAGUUGUAAACUAAUCCCAGCCGAGGAAGAAGGGUCUUAUACAGCGAAACGAUCAGUUAUUUUCAUUAAACAAAAUAAAAUUUAAAUAAUUUUUAAUCUCAAAUGCUCGUCUUGUCUUUCUCUCCCUGAACUCUGUGUAUUCUGGCUCAAGACAGUUAGGGUAUGUCGAAAAACUCCAAUCGCAUUUUCUCCCUCAACUUUCAAAAUCAUUUCAAAAUCAUCCUACAUUGCUGCAGAAGUACCGACCCAGUCUUGGGUCGUGACCAUGCAAAGAAGGUCAAACACCCUUAACAAAAAAGGCAAAAGGUAAAAUAUAGAACGAAAGUUGAGGGAGAAGAUGAAAUGGGAGUUUUUCGACAUACCCUAACUGUCAUGAACCGGAAAAAGAGUUCAGGCAGAGUAAGACAAGAUGAGCAUUUGACAUUAAAAGUAUAUAAAUUGUAUUAUUUGUAUGGUAAUAACCAAUCGUUUCGCUAGAUAAGACCCUUCUUCCUCAGCUGGGAUCGUUUGCAACCGCAUUUAAACUGCAUUUUGGAAGUUCAAACUCGGGGCACCAUUGAAGUCCACUAUAUGGAGGAAAAUGCUGAAAUGUUUUCCUCCAAAAACAAUUUCUUCACGACUGAAGAAAGAAAUGACAUGAACAUCUUGGAUGACAAGGGGGUACAUUAUCUGUAUUUUUUAUUUUUUAUUUUUUUUCUUCUAGAAGUGAACUUAUCUUUAAACUGUUUCAAAUUCAUCCUUCCCAAACAUUAAAUGAAGAAAUCCUAUUUUUUUUUUUUUUUUUUUUUUGGUACUACACAUUGAACAUUCAUGCUUAAACUAUUGAGAAACUGCAAUUAAUGGAUCAAGUGUUUCUGUCCUUCCAUCUUUUAUUAUUUUUUAUUACCUCUUGCUUUCUUUCUGCUUUACCCUUUAUAUUCUAAACUUUUCCAGCCUUUGUUUUUUAAUACUGAAUACCUGCUGCAAUAAAAUUGAUAGAUUAGCUGGACCUUUUUGAUUUUUACCUCAGAACACUUAUGUUUCGUAGAGGCCAAUGACCUUUUGUAGUAGUUUCUCUGUGACUAACACUGUACAUACUGUCAUGAGCCAUCAUGUAGUACAUGGGAUCAACUCUUGUUUACCAUUCAAGAUAAAGCCAGCAGAGAUAUACAUCCAUAAUUUAAAAAAAGAAAAGAAAAAGGUUUUUGCGAUAUUCAAUGAAUGUUCUAAUAAAAUCCAAAAAAGGCAGCUCUUAAAAAAAACAAAUCUCUGGAAAAGAAUGGUAAACAACUAUUUUCUGUCUGUUCUCUGUAUUCUUAGUUCUAGAGAUCUGUACAUAGAGGUUCCUUUACACUAAUGUAUUUUCCUAUCUAUGGUUGAUAAUAAAUUCUUUCUGCUUCAUGA
Molecule: messenger RNA, 6144 nt
Organism: Labeo rohita (rohu)
Lineage: Eukaryota; Metazoa; Chordata; Actinopteri; Cypriniformes; Cyprinidae
Gene: cnot6b
Product: CCR4-NOT transcription complex, subunit 6b
Exons: 12
Coding region: 187-1860 (557 amino acids)
Biological process (GO): nuclear-transcribed mRNA poly(A) tail shortening
Cellular component (GO): CCR4-NOT complex; cytoplasm; nucleus
Molecular function (GO): poly(A)-specific ribonuclease activity; protein binding
Source: RefSeq, a predicted model, not a curated record